This is a messenger RNA of Sinocyclocheilus anshuiensis, 2320 nucleotides long. Its product is annotated as rho GTPase-activating protein 22-like. Lineage: Eukaryota; Metazoa; Chordata; Actinopteri; Cypriniformes; Cyprinidae. Gene Ontology annotation, biological process: activation of GTPase activity; signal transduction. Bases 82 to 2127 code for a protein of 681 amino acids. Gene Ontology annotation, molecular function: GTPase activator activity. The transcript has 10 exons. Gene Ontology annotation, cellular component: focal adhesion. The record is from RefSeq and is a predicted model, not a curated record.
AAGAGGUUCAAUAGGGCGAGGCUCAGGAGGAGAGUAGAGUGCGGAUCCCAACAUGUGGAUGGAGGACAGUGUUGCUCAGCUAUGAACACCAUGCUAAGUCCCAAGCUUAGACAGUCCAGGAGAGCUAGGUCUAAGAGCAUGGUCAUGGGGGAGCUCUCCCGCAGGCCAUCAUCCCCCAGCCUCCAAGACAGGAUGUUAAAAGCGGGCUGGCUUAAGAAACAGCGCAGCAUCAUGAAGAACUGGCAGCUGCGCUGGUUCGUGCUUCGAGCUGACCAGCUCUACUUCUACAAAGAUGAAGAGGAAACCAAACCACAGGGAUGUAUCCCGUUGCAGGGUAGUCAAGUCAACGAGCUGACAGCCAAUCCUGAUGAACCUGGGCGGCAUCUUUUUGAAAUAGUUCCAGUUAUCUGUCACGCCCCUGGAUGGCUGGAGUUUCCCUUGACUCCGCCUCCAGCCUCUAAAUCCCGGACUCUAAGUAUCUUUGGCCAGCACCUGGAGGACACAGUACAGUAUGAGAGAAAGUUUGGACCCCGACUGGCCCCUCUGCUGGUGGAGCAGUGUGUGGAUUUCAUACGGGAGCAGGGUCUGAAAGAGGAAGGUCUCUUUAGGAUGCCAGGACAGGCCAACCUGGUCAAAGAACUCCAGGAUGCUUUUGACUGUGGGGAUAAUCCUCUGUUUGACAGUAACACUGAUGUUCACACAGUGGCAUCCCUCCUGAAGCUCUACCUCAGGGAGCUGCCGGAGCCUGUGAUCCCCUUUAACAAAUAUGAGAACUUUCUAACCUGUCUACAGCUUCUGCUAAAAGAUGAAGAAGUGGGUCUCAGUGAGCUUGUGAACCAGGUGAACACUCUUCCUCAGGCUAAUUAUAAUUUGUUAAAGUACAUUUGCAAAUUCUUAGAUGAGGUGCAGUCACAUUCGAAUGAGAACAAGAUGAGCGUUCAGAACCUUGCAACAGUUUUUGGACCAAAUAUCCUUCGGCCUAAAGUAGAGGACCCUGUUUCAAUGAUGGAAGGAACCUCCCAGGUUCAGCACCUGAUGACGGUGUUGAUCAGUGAACAUGAGCGUCUGUAUGUGGGGCCUGAGGGAGAUGCGAUUUCAGAGCAGACCAGAAUUUGUCGUCAGGGUCAGCGUGGCAGGGCAGAGUGGAUCUCCGAUGAGGAGAUGCUGAACUGCUCAUCGCCGAGCCAGACGUCCAAAGUGGCAGAGAGUGUGUGUGGCAGUGCCACGUCCUUAGAUAUGAAUACAGGUGCCCCUACCACUGCCAAAAUGACACCUCAGGGAAAAGCUGGGGUGACAGUCAGCCCCAGCAAACAGGCUAAAUCCCUCCCCUCUUGGAAAUACUCCUUCAAGAGCGGAGGGGUACGUGCUCAACCUGCAAAAAUCGGGGGCUCGUCUGUGGAUGUGUCCACCUUGCCCAGUACGGGCAACUGGUUGAUGAACGGGCUUUCCUCUCUGCGCAGCCACCGGCGUACAUCAUCAGGAGAGCGCAUGGGCAAGGAUUCAGCCCCGUCGCACCGUCUAUCCACUUACGACAACGUAACCUCAUCGAGUCUCAGCGUACCCAGCGUCGCAAGCACGCCCUGGUCCACGUCCUCCUGUGAGAUCUUAGUGGACGACUCUGUGGGUAGUGACCCCUCUGGACUGAACUCUGUGAAGGUGGAUUGGUCAGUUGGAGGGUCUGUCCAAGGGCAAAGUGGGGACAGGAAUUCAGAGGUCACUAAGAGCAGCGAAGCACUGGAAAUGUGUGUGAGCAGUGCAGGCUGCAGUGAGAAUGGAAGUGGAGAAGAUGCAGUGAACGUCACAGGAGAUACUGACAUUAGCAAGACAGCACUUAACGGCCUGGUAACAGAGCUGAAAGACGAGUUAAAGAAACAGAAGGUCAACUACGAAUCACAAAUACGAAGGCUAGAGGAAUCAAGUGUCACUAUGCGUAACCAAAUGGAGAGACUAGAGGAGGAGUUGGACCAGGAGAAGAAAAAGUAUCGCAUGUUGGAAAUUAAACUCCGCAACUCUGAGCGGGCCCAUGAGGACGCAGAGACCCGCAACCGCUUGCUUCAGAACGAGAUGGAGGAGUUCUUCUCCACUUUGGGAGAUCUUACGUUGGGAACAAGGGCAAGCCAAAUUUGACUGGCCCUCUUACAGGCCUCCUGAUUUAACACUGAGAAACUAUGUGUUUGUUGUAGAUAGAAUUUCGAAACCUCUCUGCUCAUGCAUCAUGAGUAUUCAGAGGUAAUUUUGUGCUGUUUUGUUACAGCGACUUGAUCAUGUGUAGCAGUUACACUUUUCUCCCUGAUCUUCAGUCUUUCAUUUUAAAGGGAUA